GCGGGAGUUUCGGACUGGGCCUGUGGAACAGCUGGGUAAAUAUGCAGCUAAAGGAUCCCUGAGCACUUUUGAUUUUUUUGAGUUUUUGAGACAAGAGGAACACUGCAGGGGUAAUGCCCUACACAGAAGCCCCCUCCAAUCAGAAGCCUGCUCCCUGUCAUUGAUCAGACUGGAACAUGGCACUCUGCUGCUCCCUCCAAAGCCCUGUACAGUAAAGUGACAGUGCUGGUAUGAACUUUAUCUGCAAGAACCAUCUCAUUGGAAGGACCCCUCAGGAUAAGGAAUUUACCCCUUGAAUAACUGUCCUUCCUCCGGAGCACACUUUUAAAUAUUCUCAUAUUUGAGAAUUUCCUUUUUAUUUAAAGAUGUGUUAUAAUUGCAUCAGUAGCAGUGUAUAUGUACUGCUGCAUUCCAAACAAAUGAAUAACAUGCCCCAAUAUUUGUCAGUGGAACACACCUGGUGCUAAGUUCCUGGUCCAUCACUCUAAGUGCUCUUACAGUCCACCAGCUGAUGAAAACCAAGAAGGAAUUUAGAGAGGCAGAACACAAUACCGUUUGUGUGUACAAGUGAUUAAAAUGGCCAUGCAAGCUCACUAUGAAGCAGAAGCCACAGAAGAGGAGAAUUUUGGGCCACAGGCAAUAUCCCGACUGGAGCAAUGUGGGAUAAAUGCAAAUGAUGUCAAGAAACUAGAGGAAGCUGGGUUCCACACAGUAGAAGCAGUGGCUUAUGCUCCAAAGAAGGAACUGAUCAAUAUCAAAGGCAUUAGUGAGGCUAAAGCUGAAAAGAUCCUGGCAGAAGCCGCCAAACUGGUGCCCAUGGGAUUCACUACAGCCACAGAGUUUCACCAGAGGCGCUCUGAAAUCAUACAGAUUAGUACUGGCUCCAAAGAGCUCGACAAGCUUCUGCAAGGGGGCAUUGAAACGGGCUCUAUCACAGAGAUGUUUGGUGAGUUUCGCACUGGGAAGACUCAGCUGUGUCACACCCUGGCUGUCACCUGUCAGCUUCCCAUUGAUAGAGGUGGUGGUGAAGGAAAGGCUAUGUACAUUGAUACAGAAGGAACGUUUCGUCCUGAACGUUUGCUCGCUGUGGCUGAAAGAUAUGGAUUGUCGGGAAGUGAUGUUCUUGACAAUGUUGCUUAUGCUCGUGCCUUCAACACCGACCAUCAGACCCAGCUCUUGUACCAAGCGUCGGCCAUGAUGGCAGAGUCAAGAUAUGCACUUCUUAUAGUGGACAGUGCAACAGCGCUCUAUAGGACUGACUAUUCUGGGAGAGGGGAGCUUUCAGCACGACAGAUGCAUUUGGCUCGCUUUCUUCGGAUGCUACUUCGACUCGCAGAUGAGUUUGGUGUGGCAGUUGUCAUUACAAACCAGGUGGUUGCACAAGUAGACGGGGCCGCCAUGUUUGCUGCUGAUCCCAAGAAGCCCAUUGGAGGAAAUAUUAUAGCUCACGCAUCCACUACACGGUUAUAUCUGAGGAAAGGCCGUGGUGAAACGCGUAUCUGCAAAAUCUAUGACUCACCCUGCCUCCCCGAAGCCGAGGCUAUGUUUGCAAUUAAUGCUGAUGGGGUGGGAGAUGCCAAGGACUGAGCAGUGCAAAAUACCUGCUCUGCUGCACAAAACUUUUAAUGCAAUAACUUCUGAUCUGUCCUUCCCGAAGGGGGCUAGGGCCCCAAAAGUGCCUUGUCAAUGAUCAGCUGGGAAUGGCUAGCUCCUAAAGUAUAUAGGCAACACUGUUUAAGAAAGAUUCCUAUGCAAUGGCCUUUAAGAGAUGCCUAAUGAACUGCUUGCUGCCAAGGAUGACGGCCAGCAAUCAUCAUCUCUAUCUAUUAAAGUAAAACUGCUUCAUCGGUCUACAUACAAAGGCCUGUUUCCAUAUGUAAUGUAUGGGAUAUCCCCUGGUACUGCUCCAACCUCUGUCCAUAUACAACAGCACAUCAUUUCACAGGAGGCAAGUACAUAGCUGGGACCCUGUGCCACUGUGUAAAAGCAUCAAUACAGAACCUUAACAAAGACUUCAGGAUACAAACUGUCAAGAAGAAGUUGCCUGGAACUCCAUGGGCAAAUGUAAUGGUAUGAGAAAAGUCUAAUUCUGUCACCAACUCUAUUGGAAUCCUCCAACGUACCAGGGAAUUAAUUUGUGUCUGUAAUAUACAUGUUAUAAAUGUGUUUCUGAUGAGUUUCAAGAAAAAUAUAUAUUUUUUUGUUUUAGUUAAAUGAUGUGAAUAAAUGUAUAUAGAUGGAAAUAAUCUUCAA
Molecule: messenger RNA, 2253 nt
Organism: Xenopus tropicalis (tropical clawed frog)
Lineage: Eukaryota; Metazoa; Chordata; Amphibia; Anura; Pipidae
Gene: rad51
Product: RAD51 recombinase
Biological process (GO): double-strand break repair via homologous recombination; mitotic recombination-dependent replication fork processing; DNA repair
Cellular component (GO): chromosome; nucleus
Molecular function (GO): double-stranded DNA binding; ATP-dependent activity, acting on DNA; DNA binding
Source: RefSeq, marked provisional